Messenger RNA from Heterotrigona itama, 1046 nucleotides. The record is from the annotation of a GenBank genome assembly. Lineage: Eukaryota; Metazoa; Arthropoda; Insecta; Hymenoptera; Apidae.
UGAAAUGCUUAAUUACGUAAGUAUGCACGAUGCAUACGUAAACUCGCAUACGUAAACACGUGUACAUAAAAAAUUUUACGUGCAUUAUCUCGUUUGAUCAUUAUAUGUACUACCUCGCAACAUGGUCUUUGGUUUCUUCGAAUGUUCUAUAUAAGGUUCCAUUAGAUUUUUCGAUAAUUAAUUAAAGAAAAAAGAUGCUAAUCGCUAGGAAGAAUUCGAAAUGAGAAAUAAAAGAUUAUACUGCUGGAAAAUAACAUCGAAAAUAUGAUAUACAUUGCACGCAUGCACGUGUACAAUUGCGUUUGACAGCGCAGCGACCUAGCAUUACCUUGCCUAUUGAACAAUCAAGAGUAACGCACGUGCUAAUAUUUAGAAAUUUGUUAGAAAUUUGUUAAAACAGUUUGUUAAUACAUUUUAUCAAUUGUUAAAUUAACGUGCAUUUACUAAUGACGUGCAUGUGAUUAAUGCACAUGUUGCGUAUGAUUAAUAGUUUCUUGCCGUUUUUUAUUGGUCAUAUUUCGAUUCAUAUAACCUAAAAUAUGGUUCGGUUUAAAAACAGAUAUAUAGUGUGUGAAAUAACCGUUGGUGAUAAAUCCAAGAAACCUAUGCAAUUAAAAGUUACAACUUUGCACAAUGCUAUUCAGCAGAAAGUGCAACAAUUGUACGGCGAUUUUGGAGUUGCAGCGAUAAAAGCUGGAUUUAGUGCAAAAUAUUGCAAUGCACACACAAAACUUGCAAUAGUAAAAAGUAGACAUGGUCCCCACAAGUUUUUGUUAAAUGCCAUCCCAACUAUUAACGAUGUUGCAGGGCGUUUGGUAUCUGUAAAAAUAUUUUAUGUGAGUGCAACAAUAAAACAUUGUUUUCUUUUUAUUAAAGUAAGUAAAACCGUCAAAUUAUAUAAGAAUCCGCAUCACAAGGUGUCUGCUGUAAAACUAAAUAAAUUCCAACAACAAAAGCUUGAACAAGCAUGGAACACUCUUAAGACUGAGACUGAACGAAAAAAUAUGAAGGAUGCAUUAAUGACUCUAACACCAGCCAUGAAAAAC